Arachis ipaensis is the source of this 1384-nucleotide messenger RNA. RefSeq names its product beta carbonic anhydrase 5, chloroplastic. Gene Ontology annotation, molecular function: zinc ion binding; carbonate dehydratase activity. Gene Ontology annotation, biological process: carbon utilization. The record is from RefSeq and is a predicted model, not a curated record. NCBI's taxonomy places the organism in Eukaryota, Viridiplantae, Streptophyta, Magnoliopsida, Fabales, Fabaceae.
CUCAUUAUAUGAUGAUCGAUUUAGAAGUGCAACUCUAUUCUAUAGAUAUAUUUAGAUAAUCGAAAGAGUUAAAUGUUUUUAUUAAUAAUCUGCAGUAUAUAAAUUAAACUACUUUAUUUUCUUUUUAUGUUAAUAAUACCCUAAUGCAGAAAAAAAAAACAAAGAAAUAUAUAUAUAGUCUGACAUUUAAAGCUGGAGUUUCUUUCUCGGUUUCUCCGUGUUAAUGGGAGUAGAUUGAUGUGCAGGUUUUCCCGAUCCAAAAAACACUGGUUCACGUUAUAACUGUUGAAGCAUGGCUCUUUCCUUCAAUCCCCAAUUCUCAAAGAAUCAAAACCCUUUUGAGAUUGAGUUUCCAAGUCUCUCCCUUUAUCCUCCUCCCAUGGAGAUGAUGCAUUCAGGGCUUCAACGAUCUUUGGUCGAUCCAUCAUAACAGCGAAAAUCCAGCAUACGCAUUUGAAACUAUUCACGGAUUCAAGGCAAGGGUUCUCUUUGAAGGCUUUUGCGCAGCGUCAAAGAAUUGAGCAACAUCCUAAUAAGAGCAAGCUGCAGAUUCUGCCUGAAGUGGAAAAUAAGUGUGAUAUAUUUAAUGAUCUAAAAGAUAGGUUUUUGGGUUUUAAGAAGAAUAAAUAUUUGAAAAACAUAGAACAUUUCCAAGAACUUGCCCAGGCUCAAGCACCAAAGUUCAUGGUUAUUGCCUGUGCAGAUUCUAGGGUUUGCCCCUCUCAUAUUCUAGGAUUUCAUCCAGGAGAAGCAUUCAUGAUCCGCAAUGUUGGUAAUUUGGUUCCUCCCUUUGAGAGUGGGCCGUCUGAAACAAAUGCUGCCCUAGAAUUUGCUGUGAACACCCUUGAAGUUGAGCACAUCUUAGUCAUUGGCCACAGCUGCUGUGGGGGAAUACGUGCCCUUAUGAGUAUGCAAGAUGAUGCCAAUGAAAGUAGUUCCAGUAGCUUUAUAAAUAGCUGGGUGGUAGUUGGAAAGAAUGCCAGAAUCAAAACUGAAGCUGCUGCUUCUCAGCUGAACUUUGAUCAACAGUGCAGCCAUUGUGAGAAGGAAUCAGUUAACAAUUCCUUGUUAAACCUACUUACGUAUCCAUGGAUAGAAGAAAAGGUAGCAAAUGGAAAACUAAAUGUUCAUGGUGGUUACUAUGACUUUAUCGACUGUUCUUUUGAGAAAUGGACGAUGAGUUACAGGGAAACCAAAAUGGCUAAAAAUAGCAGAAUUGCAGCUGUAAACAAAAUGUUUUGGUGCUGAGUGUUACUUCUAUUUCCCUGUAUAAAUUAUAUUAUUCUUUUCUUCUAAUAUUUGUAGCAUGACUAAAUCAUAGGGUGACUUAUGUGUAUCAGUACAACUUAUGAAAUAUUGAAAUUCAAUUGAUUUGAAGUCUUGA